This is a messenger RNA of Actinia tenebrosa (Australian red waratah sea anemone), 2293 nucleotides long. RefSeq lists its product as uncharacterized. The record is from RefSeq and is a predicted model, not a curated record. NCBI's taxonomy places the organism in Eukaryota, Metazoa, Cnidaria, Anthozoa, Actiniaria, Actiniidae. Gene Ontology annotation, cellular component: membrane.
UGUGGUAUACYUUUAUGAUCACACCUACCAACAUCAGUUUCCAAAAUGGCAACCACACGAGAAGUAGUUGAGAAACGUGUCGAAACCAGGAYGAAAACUGAAGUCCGCCAUCACGCAGAGACGAGAAUUUACCGCGAAUACUGUGGAUGCUGUGACUUGCUUUGGAUCGUCACCACAAUGGAAGGAUUGCUCAAACUAACCCAGUUCUUUACGACCUUUCUUACUUUCGUUAUCCUCACAGCUCAUGAAGAAAGUGCCAGAGCUUAUUUCGAGUUUCUGAUAUUUGUUGGWACUACAGCAUGGAUAUUUGUUAUCCUGCAUAUCGUCUUGAAGAUGACACACAUCUACGAGAAGCUACCAUAUGUAUUGAUUCAGCCAAAAGURUCCCUUUCUUUGCUCUUGAUUAGCGUCAUCUCAUUUCUUGUCGCAACCUCUGUGGCUCUUGGGUACGCUUUUAGGAGAGGUGACGUGAUAGCUGCCUGUAGCUUUGGAUAUAUAUCUAUGUUCCUAUUCCUUAUCGAGCUGAUAAUGCUAUUUAUCCGCUAUAGACGCGAGCCAGUACAAAGGGAAACACCGAGGAACGAAGACGUCAAACCCGAGGAGUUUGCAUACUGAACGUACCAUCCAGUAAACCAUGCCAUUUUUGACAUCAUCCUAUAAGUCUUAGCUUAAUUUGUGAGGUUUUUCAAGUCGAAAGCCUUAAAGGGAAAAAUCCAUUUUUGUUUUUUUAAGGAAUAGCGUGACGAGUGGGUCAUAUCGUGGGAAUGUUGCCAACAAUUUCAUGGGCUAUGCCAUUAAUCAUCAGACUUUAUAAUCAUUAGAACAUAGUACUGUGACACUUUCAUUCACUAACUUCUUGGCGCAGCUUGUACCAUACAUUUGCAUCAACAUGCUUGGAAGAUCUUCCCUGGAACUAUUUACCAUGAAAGUGGGUCCAAAAAUAUUUUAUAAAAGCAAUAUAAAACAGCAUUUUAUGUGUCUGUAGUGUGAUAAAACACUUUGGGAGCUGUAGAACACUCAAAAAUCAAGAGAAACACUCGUCUAUGCCUCAUGUUUCUAAAGCUUGCUUCUCUCAUACUCUACAGCAUGUUUAUAUUACAGUACAGAGACAUGAGCCCAGGUUAUAUAUUCGUUAGUUGUGGGACGAUAAGGUAAAUUGUAGUGGUAUAAUGUCAUGUUAGGGAAAAAUGAAGUUACCCCUCUAAACCACAGCCCUCCGCAAUAAAAAUGUACCUUCCCUUAGCUAGCUUUGAUUUAGAGUGACUGCCACAGGAAAGUACCAGAGUGAUAGUAAACAAACUAUGGAACCAAGAGUAAAAUGGAUAAUCCUACAAUUUGUAGGAAAGUGGAAAAAAGAUGAAUGAAAAAGCGUUUACUUUUACACUGAGUACCAUUAUGGCAUGAAAUGUCAAAAUCAUUACUCUGUUUCAUUUAGCUGCUAUGUUGUCUAUAUGUUGUAUUAAAAUAAUCCAGACAAAAAAUUAUUGUUGGGUUGCCUGUGGCAGCCCAGUUGUUAAAUACCUUUUUUUUUUUUUUUUGUAGUUUCCUCGCGAAAUGUGCAUUCUUGUGCAAGAGUACCCAUGUAUGGAUUUAAAUGAUGUGUUCAUAGAUAAAUGUCGCAUAGAUUGGCUUAGCAGCUGAGGAUGUAAUUCCGGGCUUUAGAAGUAAUAUAAUUGAGCAGUAAAAGAUUUCUAGGAUUGUAAUUCAGAURUUUAUUAAUAUUAAUACAGUCAGCAGUAUUCUGGCUUCAAUCGUGUAGGUUAGUAGAGCCUAAAGGAAAAUACGCUUUCAGUACUGAAAUGGCACAUGGGAAAUGACAUAACUAUAUUAUAAUUUAUUCAUUUGCGCCAUCCAUGCAGUCGGUUUAGAAUGCCAAACACGUAUUCAGAAGACCUGGGUUUGAGAAUGGAUGAUGCCACAGGUCACCGGUCACAGAAUGCAUCUAAUUAACAUACUUCCCAUGUGCCAUUUCAGCCGCUUCUAUGUUCUAUGUUUCUGAACCCGACAACGAUUCUUCAAUUGAGUAUAUGCCUUAUUGACUAGAGACUCGGCUUUUAUGUUCUAUGUUUCUGAACCCGACAACAAUUCUUCAAUUGAGUGUAUACAUAAACAUAUUGUUAAAUACUUAGAGGUAAUAGAGCUGAUAACUUUGGCUGUAAGUACUUUUUGCCAAGUUUUGAACCUUUUACUAUGCAUUGUGGACAGUUUAACCACCACUUGAAAGAGAAUGAGAUUCAAAGACAAACCCAGGAAUGCGAAUAUGUUUCAAUAGAAAAUAUAUUUUACACUGUUA